GUUUCAAGUGCCAAAAUAGUCAUAGAUAUUAUAAUUUUAUCUUUGACCUAAACAGGAAGUAAUCAAAACUCUUGAUUACUUGAUUGACUCUUUAUUUAAAAGGCAUAUUUUUAGCAAUCAUUUAGUUUCUGAGUUACGCUGCACAAUAAAUAGUCAUUUAACCAGUAGACAAGUAUGGAGAAAAAACCGAAGAUUGUUGUCUUCGAUUUAGAUUAUACCUUGUGGCCAUUCUGGGUUGAUACGCAUGUAACUCCUCCAUUCAAGAAAAAGUCUGAUAAAAUAGUAGAUUUACAAGGUCAUAGCAUAAAAUAUUAUUCUGAUGUACCUGAUGUUUUAAAACAAUUAUUCGACCAAGGAUAUGAACUUGGUAUAGCAUCACGUACUACAGAAAUAAAAGGUGCCAAACAAUUAUUACAUCUGUUCGGCUGGGACAAAUACUUCAAGUACAUUGAAAUUUUUCCUGGUAGCAAGGUUACACAUUUUUCCAACAUCCAUAAGAAUUCUAAAACCGAUUACAAGGACAUGCUCUUUUUUGACGAUGAGCACAGAAAUAUCGUGGACGUGGCCAAACUUGGCGUGCAUGCUGUGCUGGUCACAGAUGGUGUGACUCUUCAUCAGUUAGAAGAGUCGUUAAGAGCAUUCAGUAAACGAUGAUUACUUAACAUACUAGAUCGUUUUAAUUAAAUAUUGUACAUUUAAUUUAUGUAAUCUUUAAUAAAUAUUUAUUUUGUAAAACAAAA
Messenger RNA from Dinoponera quadriceps, 740 nucleotides. RefSeq names its product magnesium-dependent phosphatase 1-like. NCBI's taxonomy places the organism in Eukaryota, Metazoa, Arthropoda, Insecta, Hymenoptera, Formicidae. The transcript has 4 exons. Bases 175 to 654 code for a protein of 159 amino acids. Gene Ontology annotation, molecular function: acid phosphatase activity. The record is from RefSeq and is a predicted model, not a curated record.